AUGUUAUGCAUAUUUUUGUUGCAAUUAGUUGUAGGACUCGGGGAGCGUCCAUAAAAUAUUGUUGAUUUGUCUAAGAUUCUGUAUGGGUAUGAAUACAAGGGAUUGUGGACAUCAACGAAAAAGGAAGAAUAAUUCCAAUACUUGACAGUUGAAUAGGGAGAUGCUUAUAUGAUAUUCUUGCCAAAUAGCUCACAACAAAAUAGUGAUGAUCUCAUCGACAGAUUCGAGUUUUAGUUGUUGAAUCCCAAAUAUCAAGAAUAGAGACAGGUAUUCGGCAUAUUUAAAUUGACCAAUUACACAGAGAGCGAUAUGUAAAGAGUGAUUUAAUGUUAGUUCAUUCGAGAACAUCAGUGUCUUGAACUAUUCUGCGGCCUACAAAUUCAGGAGAACCCAUUAUUCGAGAGAGAAAUGUGAAAUAGCAUAUACUGUCAAUAUCGAAUUUGAAGGUGAAAACUACGAUAAGGAACAUGCUAAGAUCAAAGCUCAUUUGCAAACUUAUAAUAAAUCAUUGGAUUCAAGUUGCGACGUUGAUAUUGAACUGGAUCUGACUCUAGACACCACAAACUAUUUAUUAAGGAUUAUUAUGUAUUGUGCAAUGUCAGUGAUGAUAUGCUUUACUUAAUUCUUGUUCGUCACAAAACUCUGCAAAGCUUUAAUUGAGAAUGUGGAAGACUCGAACAAAGUAAAACCUAUCAAAUUAAUGUUAGAUCUCCUUUUUUGCAGUUGGCUUUUUGACUGUUCAAGAUUCCUACAUCUGUCUUCAAAAUCUCUAUAAAGCAUUAAUUAAUUAUGUAAAAUAUGUAAUCAACCCUAGCAAUACUUCUAAUACUUCAUCUUACCUGCUUUCUUUUACUUCUUAUUGGCAACCACCUGUGACAUGAAGUUGAUUUGGAUAGUAUGGAGAAGCCGACACUUAGAAGACCUGUUCGACCAACAACGAAUGAGAAGAGCAAUCACCUACUUUUUUGUUUAAUUCUGUAAGCCACUCUAAAUUAAAUUAGAUUUCAGUCUCAUCAUCUAUUUUGUAUUGAUGUACUUCCUUUCCAAUUACAAUUGGUUCAUCUGUUUAACUGGCUUAAUUCUACUCCCACAAAUUAUCCAUAAUAUUCGUCUUGGUAACAACCCUAAAUUCAUCUCUUAUUUUGUUUUUGGUAUCUUGGUUCCAAGUAUGUUCUACUAAGUAUAUUAUUAUCAUAUUUUAGAUCUACAACAGAGGAUGUCCAAGUAACUUGUAUGGCCUUGAACCCUCCUUAGCUUUUUGCAUGAUCUAUUUGAGUGAGUACCUACUCCAAAUUAUUGUCCUUUACAUCCAAUUCAAAUUGGGUCCAAGAUCAUUCAUCCCUAAAUGUUUCCUGCCAAAACAAUACAAUUAUUACAGAUAACUGAAUAUAUAAGAUGAGCAUGUACCAAUCAUUUUCUCAUUUCCCUAGGAAGAAUGCGCAAUCUGUUUGACCUCCUUAAUGGAAGACCCCUUUACUGCAGAAGUCCCCACUGAAAAACUGAUACUCAAACAAGCCAUGCAAACCCCUUGUAAUCAUUGGUUCCAUCCCUCUUGUCUUCGUAGUUGGAUCGACAUCAAAAUGCAGUGUCCCACUUGCCGUUCAGAAUUACCACCUCUAUUAGAAUGA
This is a messenger RNA of Paramecium octaurelia, 1628 nucleotides long. The record is from the annotation of a GenBank genome assembly. Lineage: Eukaryota; Ciliophora; Oligohymenophorea; Peniculida; Parameciidae.